Gavialis gangeticus (Gharial) is the source of this 2722-nucleotide messenger RNA. RefSeq names its product ORMDL sphingolipid biosynthesis regulator 1 (gene ORMDL1). Lineage: Eukaryota; Metazoa; Chordata; Crocodylia; Gavialidae. Gene Ontology annotation, biological process: negative regulation of ceramide biosynthetic process; intracellular sphingolipid homeostasis; ceramide metabolic process. The record is from RefSeq and is a predicted model, not a curated record. The transcript is spliced from 4 exons. Gene Ontology annotation, cellular component: endoplasmic reticulum membrane. Bases 310 to 771 code for a protein of 153 amino acids.
AGCCGGAGGCUGUGGGAGCCUCUGCUUUGUGGCCGUCCUACCGCUGGCUUUUCACAGCCGGGCUCUGGGGCUUAAGGAGCUUGGACCCCGGUUGGAAACGGGGUCGCCUGAGAACCGGCUGGGACCACCCUGGGCCCCCCUGGCUCUGGGUUUAGUUGCCAGCCCUGGACGACGUGGCAUCCUUAAGCAAACGUGCUCUGAAUGUGAAGCUGCACUGCUUGGAGGCCAGGGGAGCAGCACCCUGCCAGUAAUAGGAGAGAAAGAUAAAGGGAGAAGCAGGCAGGCCAAAGAGGGGGAGAGAGAGUAAAAAUGAACGUUGGAGUUGCCCACAGCGAGGUAAAUCCGAACACCAGGGUGAUGAACAGUCGAGGGAUGUGGCUGACAUACACGCUUGGAGUUGCCAUGCUUCACAUUGUCUUGCUCAGCAUUCCCUUCUUUAGCGUUCCUGUUGCAUGGACCUUAACAAAUGUGAUUCACAAUCUGGGAAUGUAUGUGUUUUUGCAUGCUGUAAAAGGAACUCCUUUUGAAACACCUGACCAGGGUAAAGCUAGGCUACUAACGCACUGGGAGCAGUUAGACUACGGAGUACAGUUUACAUCCUCAAGAAAAUUCUUCACGAUCUCUCCAAUAAUUCUGUAUUUUCUGGCAAGCUUCUACACCAAAUACGACCCAGCACAUUUCAUUGUCAACACCGCUUCUCUUCUGAGCGUGCUUAUCCCAAAACUGCCCCAGCUGCACGGCGUUAGAAUCUUUGGCAUCAACAAAUAUUAAGCCAGAAUUAUGGAACCAAAGCAUUCUGAUCAAAACCUGACAUGGCAACUCAUUUUUCUCAGGAGAAGGAAAACGACAGUCUGCUGUGCUGUUUAUCUAGUAACAUACAAUGAGACACUUGUAUGCCUGAGGUCUAACUGUUACUUCUUUGGAUUCUGUUUGGAAGACAAGUAGACUUAUAAGAAGAUGCCUCUACAUAUUUAAUGUGAAUGUUAAUUAUUGCUUUUAAUGAGAAAUUUUCUGUGAGGGACUGGGCAGGCCCAGCUCUAAAACUUUAAUCAGCACUAAGACACUGUCUCUCUGAUGUAAAUGGUUUGAAAAGAGGGUAUGAAUAACUUGAAUAAGCUGAAGUGGGCAAUGUUUCAGAAAUCAUUCAAACAACUAUAGUGAAAACAGAGUAAAAGAAUGUGUAAAUCUUCUAGUAAAGGACUGGAGUCCUUUAAUUCUUAAUUAUGUAAAAGAAGCCAUUUAUUCUUUUUGGACCAUAAAUGACACUUUUUUUACCAGUUUAAGAAUUUCUCUGUCUAGCUAUAGGUACUACAGCAGCUGCUGUGACCUAAUAAUACAUGCAUUAUCUGUUCAUAUGACCUUUCUCACAGAAUUUUCUCCAGUCUUACCUGACAACUCAGGGGAUUUCUACAUCAACUUGUUAACCCACUUUUCAGAUACUUAGGAAGCUGGUCAUUGUUGUUUUGCAUGCUACUUGUUGCUUGCCAGAAGGCUGCUCUAUUCUGAGAAACUAAGUACAGUACUCAGUUUCUGAGAGGAAAAAAAAUCACACCAUGUUUCCCUUUGAGCAGUUUACUCUGAUAGCUGACUGACAGGUAAUGCUCUAGUGGUUAGGAGGUCUGUAAUAGUCUCUUUGUUUUAUUUUUCCUUGCGGAGUGGCGGUUCCAGUUUGGAAAUUUAAACAGGUGGCUGGGGUAUCUAGCUGAAACUUUCUUUAACUUGCCAAUUACAAGCGCAAGCCUCAAAAUAGCUAACCUGUGUCUAUUAGUUAUGUGGCCAAGCAAAAGAAAGCAGUUAUCAUUUGCAUUUCUGCAGUCUCAACCAGAAGUUCAAGGAACAUAGGAAUAUUGAAUGGCAAGGGUGACUGUACUACUAAAUAACACGGCAUUACUCUUUUAGAUGAUUCUAAUUCUAGAGUGAGGUGUGUAUUUAUGUGAAGGUCAAGUACUUUUUUUUUUUUUCUUGGCUGUAGGGAGGGGAAUUAGAAGAACAAUCCUACAAGUUAGGCACAACAACAUCCAGCUGAGCAGUUUAGCUUGAAUAAGGAGCUUUCCUGCAGCUUGUGGAAGGUGUUUAUUUCAGUGGCCUGGCCCUGGCUUAAGUCUGGGCUACAUACAUGUACCUGCAGGAAAAACCAACCUGCAUUGGUGCUCUGUUGACUAGCAACAUUCCCUCACAUUUAGCCACUGAUUUGUUAUAUCUUUCUUGCUAAUUUAAAAAGAGGGUUCCUCUGGCUACUUUGUGAAUAGAAGGAGUGAAGCAUUACAGCCGAUAAGGUAUUCUCCUCCCAUGAAAUGUUUUGACUCUUCGAAACAGAUCAGUCUAUAAGCAGAUGAUUAUGCAGGAGCUGAUAAUUGGUUCCCUUUUAAAAAAAAGAUUUUGCUUCAGCAGGCUAUUGUAGCUCACUGAAAACUUGUUUUCUUUUUGCAAAUCAUUGUUUUAGACUAACUUAAGUGACAUUGAUGGAGGCUGGAAAUCAACCUUGAAUUUUGUACACGUUACUUUGUUUCACCAAAAGACACUUCAGACCACAAAUUGGUGGCAUGCUCUUGUAAAUAGACUGAGGGGAACAUAGAAUUAGUGUUUGAAACACUAUGUGAAACUUGUCUAGAGUUGGACAGGAAAACCUCUUAGUAAUUGUGAAAGACGUAUUUGUAAUAGGGUAUUUUUCUUUUUCCAGUGGCUUACGUGUUUUACGGAAUUAAAAACCUGGUCUGUGAAA